Molecule: messenger RNA, 801 nt
Organism: Racocetra persica
Lineage: Eukaryota; Fungi; Glomeromycota; Glomeromycetes; Diversisporales; Gigasporaceae
Source: the annotation of a GenBank genome assembly
CAUAGAGUUAGCGAUUUUCUUGAUAGGAUCAGUUCGAGAAGCAAAUUUUUAUAUGAACUUUAUAUUGAUUCAGACGGAGCACGUAAAACUGAAAUAGAUGCCUUAUCUGGAACUUCAGAAUUUAGCGAAUUCUAUGGUCGUCUAAAAGCAAUAAAAGAUUACCAUCGUCGAUAUCCUAAUGAAACAGUUGAACCUUUAGAACUAGAAUUUAUCAAUCAAACAAAAUCAAACGGAGAAGAAGAUGAUCUUGAUAAACUUUUUUCGGGAGAAGAAGGAUCUGGUCGAUUUUUAGACUUACACGCCCUCCAUGAACAAUAUGUAAAUUUAAAAACAUAUUUGGAAAAAUUGCGUAGUUAUUUAGAAAGCUUUUUCAAAAGGGUGAAACCACUUUCUAACUUAGAAGAUAUUAAAGAAACGACUCAAAAAAGUUUUCAUCAACAAUGGGAAAGUGGAAAAUUCCCAGGCUGGGAAAGACAGAUCGGUUCAGACGAAGACAAUGACUUGUUUUGUGCAGCUUGCCGUAAGGGCUAUACGAAACAAACCGUAUUCGAUGCACAUUUAAAGAGUAAAAAACAUAUAAAAGCUGCUAGUGCAAUGGUAGAACAAGGAAUCACUUCUGUAGACCGAGAAACACAAGAGAAAUUACUUAAAGAAGCGGCAAAAGAUAGAGAUAAACGGGAAAAUGAAAUCGCAUUUACAGAGGCGUUGAUACGCAAAUAUGCGGAAAUAUUGAGUAUGCAGCGAGAAGACACUAAAGCAAAUGUAGAAAGGAAACGGGCCUUAACUGGCAGAGAGCGUAGA